GCACCAGAUGGUGACGGCUUGGUGUCACAAUGUGCAGGAACAGCAGCAGAGAUGUACAUGUGCCCUGAGUGAAGGCUCUGGUACUGGACACAAGCAGAUAACAACCGUGGUGUGGUGGAACUAAGGCAAAAGUCAGCUGGUCAGCUGGAUAUGAUGGAACUCCUAGAGGAAGAUCUCACCUGUCCCAUUUGCUGUAGCCUGUUCGAUGAUCCUCGAGUCCUGCCCUGUUCCCACAAUUUCUGCAGAAAGUGUCUGGAAGGAAUUCUUGAGGGAAAUGUGCGGAAUGUGCUUUGGAGGCCGUCUCCUUUCAAGUGCCCCACAUGCAGGAAGGAGACUCCUGUUGCUGGAGUCAACAGCUUGCAGGUCAACUAUUCCCUGAAAGGUAUCGUGGAGAAGUACAACAAAAUCAAAGUAACUCCAAAAAUGCCUGUGUGCAAAGUGCACAGCGGACAGCCCCUUAACAUUUUUUGCCGGACAGACAUGCAGCUGAUCUGUGGUGUUUGUGCCACCCGUGGUGACCACACAAAGCACGUUUUCUGUUCCAUUGAAGAAGCUUACUCCCAGGAGAAGCGGGCUUUUGAAACCCUGUUUCAGGGCUUUGAAACUUGGCGUUGUGGAGAUGCCCUCUCACGGUUGGAUACCUUGGAAACCAGUAAGAGGAAAGCUCUGCAGAUGCUGACCAAAGAUUCUGACAAAGUGAAAGAGUUCUUUGAGAAGCUGCAGCACACGCUGGAGCAGAAGAGAAAUGAGAUUCUUUCCGACUUUGAGACCAUGAAGCUUGCAGUGAUGCAGGCCUAUGAUCCAGAGAUCAAUAAACUGAACACAAUUCUGCAAGAGCAGCGGAUGGCUUUUAACAUUGCAGAGGCCUUCAAAGAUGUGUCUGAACCCAUUAUAUUUCUGCAACAGAUGCAGGAGUUCAGGGAAAAAAUCAAGGUGCUCAAAGAAACCCCUUUACCUUGUUCCACUGUGGACAUCAGCCCCACAAUGAAGAGCUUCGACACCAGCCAGUGGAAUGGAAUAAAACUAGUUGAUGUGGACAAACUUUCUUUGCCUCAGGAAAACAAUACUGGCAAAUUCAAGAUUUCCUCAGUCUUUUCGCGCAGAUUUAUACUGAACUGUCUUAUUUUCUUUACAAUUAUCUUGUCCUAUUUGGCAGAUAACGUGGAGAUAGCAGAUCAUGCAGUCUUUUACUGGGAACAGAUGACAGAUGGAGCUUCACUUUUAAGAGAAAAGUGUAAAAACUAUACGUUGGUUGUACUGGAUAAUGUUGCAGAGUUUGUGUGCAAAUAUAAACUGUUGUGAAAUCCCUGCUGAAAUAUAA
Messenger RNA from Manacus vitellinus (golden-collared manakin), 1321 nucleotides. RefSeq names its product tripartite motif containing 13 (gene TRIM13). Gene Ontology annotation, molecular function: zinc ion binding. NCBI's taxonomy places the organism in Eukaryota, Metazoa, Chordata, Aves, Passeriformes, Pipridae. Gene Ontology annotation, biological process: positive regulation of macroautophagy; positive regulation of canonical NF-kappaB signal transduction; innate immune response. The record is from RefSeq and is a predicted model, not a curated record. Bases 151 to 1302 code for a protein of 383 amino acids. The transcript is spliced from 2 exons.